AUGUCGUCGUGGAACAACCCGAAUCCGGUCACCCAACUGGAAUCCACCAAUCCAUAUGGAAACUACACGGUGGUUGACACUGCGCCCAAGGAGAUUCUCCAUAUGGUGCAUGAGCACUGGUACCAGUUCCCUCCCAUGAAUCCUCUUUGGUACGGCCUUGUUGGCUUCUGGAUGGUUAUCAUGGGAUGUCUCUCCAUAGCUGGAAACUUCGUCGUCAUCUGGGUCUUCAUGAACACCAAAUCUCUUCGAUCGCCUGCUAAUCUUCUGGUCGUCAAUCUGGCCUUUUCCGACUUCUUGAUGAUGCUCACCAUGUUCCCUCCUAUGGUGGUGUCGUGUUACUGGCAGACAUGGACUCUUGGGGCACUUUUCUGUGAGAUCUAUGCAUUCCUUGGUUCUCUUUUCGGUUGCGCUUCUAUCUGGACCAUGGUGUUCAUCACUGCUGAUCGAUACAAUGUCAUUGUGAAAGGAGUUUCUGCUGAACCACUGACGUCUGGAGGUGCAAUGCUAAGGAUUGCUGGUACAUGGUUCUUCUCCUUUGCUUGGUGCCUUCCACCUUUCUUUGGGUGGAAUCGUUAUGUCCCCGAGGGUAACAUGACUGCAUGUGGAACAGACUAUCUGACUGAAUCGGAGUUUUCUAAGAGUUACCUGUACGUCUACUCAGUAUGGGUGUACAUCUUCCCUCUCUUUUACAUCAUUUACAGUUACACCUUCAUCGUUAAGGCUGUUGCUGCUCACGAGAAGGGAAUGCGAGAACAGGCCAAGAAGAUGGGAGUCAAGUCGUUGAGGAGUGAGGAAGCCCAAAAGACCUCUGCUGAGUGUCGUCUGUGCAAGGUUGCUCUGAUGACUGUCACCCUGUGGUUCAUGGCCUGGACCCCCUACUUCGUCAUCAACUGGGGAGGCAUGUUCAACAAGCCCAUGGUUACUCCUCUAUUCUCCAUCUGGGGCUCCGUCUUCGCCAAGGCCAACGCCGUCUACAACCCCAUCGUGUACGCCAUCAGCCACCCCAAGUACCGAGCUGCCCUUGAGAAGAAGCUUCCUUGCCUUGCCUGCAACACUGAUGGCAGAGACGGUGGUGGCUCUGAUGCCGGUUCUACUGCUACAACUGCUGAAAAUAAUGAGAAGGCUCAUACCCUUGCAGAAAAUGCCAUUCAAAAUAAAGCGCAGUCACCUGUCAGGCGUUCCUACUCAGCAGAGGGAUCUGAGCUCAAAGUAGUCCCAGCAAGAAGUUCUUUGGCUCAGUCGAAACAUCGUUCCAAAUUAAAGAUGUCGUCGUGGAACAAUCCGAAUCCGGUCACCGAACUGGAAUCCACCAAUCCAUAUGGAAACUACACGGUGGUUGACACUGCGCCCAAGGAGAUUCUCCAUAUGGUGCAUGAGCACUGGUACCAGUUCCCUCCCAUGAAUCCUCUUUGGUACGGCCUUGUUGGCUUCUGGAUGGUUAUCAUGGGAUGUCUCUCCAUAGCUGGAAACUUCGUCGUCAUCUGGGUCUUCAUGAACACCAAAUCUCUUCGAUCGCCUGCUAAUCUUCUGGUCGUCACUGCCUUUUCCGACUUCUUGAUGAUGCUCACCAUGUUCCCUCCUAUGGUGGUGUCGUGUUACUGGCAGACAUGGACUCUUGGGGCACUUUUCUGUGAGAUCUAUGCAUUCCUUGGUUCUCUUUUCGGUUGCGCUUCUAUCUGGACCAUGGUGUUCAUCACUGCUGAUCGAUACAAUGUCAUUGUGAAAGGAGUUUCUGCUGAACCACUAAGGUCUGGAGGUGCAAUGCUAAGGAUUGCUGGUACAUGGUUCUUCUCCUUUGCUUGGUGCCUUCCACCUUUCUUUGGCUGGAAUCGUUAUGUCCCCGAGGGUAACAUGACUGCAUGUGGAACAGACUAUCUAACUGAGUCGGAGUUAUCUAAGAGUUACUUGUAUGUGUACUCAGUUUGGGUGUACAUCUUCCCUCUCUUCUACAUCAUCUACAGCUAUACUUUCAUUGUCAAGGCUGUUGCUGCUCACGAGAAGGGAAUGCGAGAACAGGCCAAGAAGAUGGGAGUCAAGUCGUUGAGGAGUGAGGAAGCCCAAAAGACCUCUGCUGAGUGUCGUCUGUGCAAGGUUGCUCUGAUGACUGUCACCUUUGGUUCAUGGCCUGGACCCCCUACUUCGUCAUCAACUGGGGAGGCAUGUUCAACAAGCCCAUGGUUACUCCUCUAUUCUCCAUCUGGGGCUCCGUCUUCGCCAAGGCCAACGCCGUCUACAACCCCAUCGUGUACGCCAUCAGCCACCCCAAGUACCGAGCUGCCCUUGAGAAGAAGCUGCCUUGCCUUGCCUGCAACACUGAGGGUAGAGACGGUGGUGGCUCUGAUGCCGGUUCUACUGCUACUGCUGAAAAUAAUGAAAAGGCGGAAUCUGCAUAAUUGCAGAUGAACAACGAGAACGAUGGUUUGAAGAGGACGGAAACAUUUUAACGUAUCCCUUUUAUUUGCUAAAGUAACUGCAAAUAUAUCCCAGCAUUGA
Molecule: messenger RNA, 2493 nt
Organism: Penaeus vannamei (Pacific white shrimp)
Lineage: Eukaryota; Metazoa; Arthropoda; Malacostraca; Decapoda; Penaeidae
Source: RefSeq, a predicted model, not a curated record